AUGCCACACCGUGUUGCUCCAGGGAGAGCUCCUGGACUCGCUCAAAUUCGUGUCCAUGAGCGUAUCGCACGCUUAAAAUCCGACAAGUUCUCGCCCACUGUGUUCAAAAUUGCUUGGGUUGGCUUCGUAUUUCUUCAUUUCGUGUGCUUCGUGUAUUUUGCGUUCGCCGGCUGGGGCUACUGGAAACUACCUGAUACUCGCUUGGAUGCAUGGCUAGCAUUGCUUUACAUCGGGAUGGGUACUGAAUAUCAUCGUAUGAUCGCAUUAGUACAUUUAUCUAUGGCAAUUGUUCAUGCUACGUACAUUAUUUGGAUGAUCGGAUGGUCUUGGUGGAAAAAAGAUGUAGUGUUUGCAAUCUACAAUGUCAUCAAAUUUCCAGCCAACGUCGACGGAUUCGGGGAAGACUGGUCUCUUGUUGCUCCUAUAAAAGACGGUAUCUUCUGGACUUACCGAGCAGUAUUCACGCGAGACGGAUUUUUAGGAGUUGAUGGACCAAAUUUUGACUUCGUGUUACUGUGUCGAGAAAUUGUAGAGACUGCGUUGCAAACCCAGCAAGCGUAUCGUAUGAGUCUGCUCGUACCUCGCAGAGAGCUAAACCGCGGCUAUGUAGCUUUACUCGUUCUCAACUGCUGGAGCACAGCACUUGUACACUCAUUCUUCCGCAACCAUGCCACACAAAGACGACUACUAGCCCUGAUCUGUGACUGCGUCCUAGAUCUAGUGUCAUCGGUCGGGAUCACAACUGUACUAGUGGCUAUGUACAUCCCCGAUUUCGAGUUUAAAACCUAUGGAUUUCCUCUUAUGAAAUGGUAUGAAGACGACUGGCGGGUCCAUGCAAUGAGCGAGUUUCAAAUGGUCUUAGUGGCUUCGUGGGGCGAUUUAGCGAUGCGAUUUGUAUUUGCGUUGAGUAUGCUGGGGAACCUAAACAACAUUAAGAAGCUCAUCCGUGCAAGACCAACGAAGCGCGUUAGACGUGCAACUCACGCUCGCCAUCGCGCUACAGUCGUUGCCCCCUUUCACGCUAGCCUGGCGAGUAUCAAGGAAAAUUUCGAAAGUGUCGAUCGGGAAUCUCUACACUUUUGGGUGGGAAAAGCUACAGAGAUUGGUUUCUUUCUCUGGGGAUUAGUGGUUAUGAUUCUUCAUUUAUACGCUGGAUCCAUACCUGAGUUGCCCCAGUGCAAGAUGCAAGUGAAACCGUGGACUACAUCUCAGCCAUUUUGCUCUUUACUGGAGCUUAAUUGCUACGAUUCUGGGUUUAACGGCACUAGAGAUGAAGUUACUACUCAAUGGAGUGAAUUCGAUCCUACAACGGUAGUACGUGUUGUUGUACGCCAUUGCCCGGCGUUGGAGCUUCCAGAAAAACUAACUGAGUUUUGUGGUUUGAGAGAGUUCAAGAUCUACAAUUCUACAAUUUCAAGUUGGGAUCAAGAGGCUGCUAUCUCUCAUGAAUUUCAUCCCAUGCUAACCACACUGUUAUUAGUUCGCGUAAACAUGACGAAUGGUGAGAUACCCAUCGGUCUUCAUGCUGACGACUUUCCUCAAUCACUAGAAGACAUCGAGUUUUGUGUCACCAAUCUGCGUUCUCUACCUGAAGACUUGGACUUGAAGUGGCCGCAGUACGCGAGUAUUUACAUCGAAGCCAGCCAGUUUCUAGAUGUUCCACAAUCACUAGUCCGACUUGCACCGUUUGACCUAUCGUUGUCACUGAACCUAAUUUCAACCAUUCCUAAAGAGCUCUUUGAGAGUGAAUCAGUCGCGUAUCUGAACUUUGGAGGCACGUUGAUAUCAGAACUACCAGAAAACGUCUCCAAGUUAUCAUCGUCAAUGACCGACAUAAAUCUGAGUGGCACCAAUGUUUCCUUCUUCUGGUCGUGGAUUGAUCCGUUGGUCACUGCCUCUCCAACCACACCUCCGAUAAGCGCCGGAGGCACACCUUACUGCGUGGAUAUCAAACGUAUUUUUGAAGAACGGCAAACCAAUUUUUCGAUAUUUCCACAGAGCCAUACAGAGACAUCCAUACUUUCAGACGCCUCUGUCGACAACUGGGAUAUCCUAAAGAUUGCAGUGCACUGUGAAGAACUGGACAGCACUUGGUACCCUUUAGAAUUUGAGGAUGCAUACAGUAAAAUAAAAUAA
This is a messenger RNA of Phytophthora infestans T30-4, 2136 nucleotides long. RefSeq lists its product as uncharacterized. The transcript has a single exon. Bases 1 to 2136 code for a protein of 711 amino acids. Lineage: Eukaryota; Oomycota; Peronosporomycetes; Peronosporales; Peronosporaceae. The record is from RefSeq and is a predicted model, not a curated record.